CCACAUAUAUCUUGUGAUCCCAUUCUCUCCCUCUCUUCAUCUCUUAUAUAUUAGUGGACAAAAAGAUCAAACAAUACCGUUUCAGUUUCAUAUAUACACUCUCCUUGCAUAUCUAAUCUUCCUCCUUCACCCUCUUCUCUAUAUUUUCUGUGUAUGCAUCAUGUUACCCCCACCUUAUCACCUUAUGCCUCUGGAUCUUAAUCAAGAUCAAAACCAUGAUCAUCUUUCUAGUCCAACUCAUCUUGCUUCUUCUUCUUCAUUUUCUUCUCCAUCAUCGUCUUAUCCUAUCCUACCAGAUCAAGUUCUAGAAGAACCGUCUUAUUACUUCGAAACAAACCGUGAUCAUGUUCGUGAAGAGGUUAAGAAGAUUAUUAUUCCAUCUAGUGGAUCAACUGCAGAAACCCAUGAGAGCAGCAGAAGCAAACAUAAGCUAACAAUUCGCUGGAAGAAAGAAGAAACUAGUACCGAAGAAACUCAAAAUAUUCAAGCAGAUUAUGAUCAGGAGGAUGGUGCUUCAAUGAAGUGGAUGUCAUCAAAGAUGAGAAUAAUGAAAAAGAUGAUGGUUUCUGAUCCUCAAACCGGUGAUAUUAAGCCGAAUAAGUUUGAAGAUCAACAACAACAACAACAACAAGGAACCGAUAACAGCAGCAACAACAGCAACAACAAUUACUCGAGCUAUAAUAGCCCUACUAUUAGGGUUUGCUCUGAUUGCAACACCACUAAGACCCCUCUCUGGAGGAGUGGACCUAGAGGCCCCAAGUCACUUUGCAACGCGUGUGGGAUUAGACAAAGGAAGGCGAGGCGCGCCAUGGCAUUGGCUGCAGCGUCUGAAAACGGUACCACAAUUGCUGAUCACCAAACAUCUUCUGCGAAGAGAAAAAAAUUGCAGAAGAAAAAAGAGAAUAAGUCCAAAAUGGAGUAUGAAUGUUCACCGCAUAUGAAAAAGAAACGCAAGCUUGAAGCAACAAAACCAUCUCAAAUUAGUAGAAACAAGUUCAUCACUUUCGAGGAUUUGAGAUUAAGCUUAAGCCAGAAUUUAGCAGUUCAACAAGUCUUCCCUCAGGAUGAGAAGGAGGCUGCAAUCCUCCUUAUGGCUUUAUCUUAUGGACUAGUCCAUGGUUAAGAUCUUAAUUCAGUGUUUUAAUUUAUGAUUAUUGUUGACUAGGGUUUUGAUAUAUUGUUAUAUCUAUCUUAAUGAGGAGUUAUUAGGGCUAGUUUGAAUUUGAUAAACGUUUUGUGUGUGUGAGAGGAAGGUGCAAUAAAGAUAGUUGUAGGAUAAUAAUAGGAAGGAAAAAGGACAAAUAAGUUGCAUUGUUUGUUGUAACUUAAUGGUGGGAGAGAGUUAUCUUGUGAGUUGUGAACUUAAUUAUAUAAAUGUUUGAUUUGAAUUAGCAUGUUCUUAA
Molecule: messenger RNA, 1403 nt
Organism: Vicia villosa (hairy vetch)
Lineage: Eukaryota; Viridiplantae; Streptophyta; Magnoliopsida; Fabales; Fabaceae
Product: GATA transcription factor 21-like
Exons: 3
Coding region: 161-1123 (320 amino acids)
Biological process (GO): regulation of DNA-templated transcription
Molecular function (GO): sequence-specific DNA binding; zinc ion binding
Source: RefSeq, a predicted model, not a curated record